Messenger RNA from Selaginella moellendorffii, 525 nucleotides. RefSeq lists its product as uncharacterized. Bases 40 to 240 code for a protein of 66 amino acids. Lineage: Eukaryota; Viridiplantae; Streptophyta; Lycopodiopsida; Selaginellales; Selaginellaceae. The transcript has a single exon. The record is from RefSeq and is a predicted model, not a curated record.
GCCUGUAGCCUUUUGAGAGCUGUUCACAAAUUUUUGGCAAUGGCGGAUGUUGUGUCGCUGAUAAUUGGAGCAAUUCUCUUUUUGAUCUUGUCACCAGGGCUGCUGCUGCAAAUCCCCGGCACGGAGAGGGCGGUGGAAUUCACCAAUGGUCGUACGAGCGUCGCUUCCGUUAUCACGCACACCAUCGUGUUCGUCAUUCUGCUCUACUUGUUUCAGCUCGCCUUCCAUGUCCACUGCUGAAACUGGAAAUUCGUAGUAACUACUCUGUCUACUAUUCCUUGUCUUGAUCAAUAAGAGGCGAUUCAUUCCACUCUACUUGAGAUUCAAUGGCGCACAAAUACCAACGAUUUCCUCCCCGUCUUCAAGGGAGCCGAGCUUCCAAUCCGGGUCGCCGUCGCGUAUGGCAUUCACUUCAGUGUGAUCUACGAAGAAUUCCGUGUUUAUCCUGAAGCCGGUAAUUUCUCGCUUGUGGAUGUAAGGUACCUGUACAAGGAGAUGCGUGAGAAAUAAAAGAGAGUAACAUUU